Molecule: messenger RNA, 1398 nt
Organism: Pestalotiopsis fici W106-1
Lineage: Eukaryota; Fungi; Ascomycota; Sordariomycetes; Amphisphaeriales; Sporocadaceae
Exons: 1
Coding region: 1-1398 (465 amino acids)
Biological process (GO): mitochondrial L-ornithine transmembrane transport
Molecular function (GO): L-ornithine transmembrane transporter activity
Source: RefSeq, a predicted model, not a curated record
AUGAAAACCAGCCGAGAUGAAAUAGACGUCUCCAUCCCCGGCCCGUACUCGGGCGGUGUCGGCCCCGUCAUACCCCCAGGCUCAGACGUCAUCUUCCCGGACAAGCAGCCGCGCAACAACGCGGCUACUGCUGCUUCCGCCGCCGGCGUGCGAGCUCUGAGCGCCCAGGCCGUGGCCUUUUAUUUUCGCGCCCCCGUCAAGGCCUUUUUCCGCACCCGCGUCGACUACCUGGCCUAUGCGCGCUCUGUACAUCUGGCGCACACCGAGGUCUUGCGGCAGGCGGUUGCGAGCGACAAGACGCAGUCCCGCAUGGGCGCAGCGCUGCGCCAGACGUGGCUGUGGAUGCGCGGCACGACACCGGGCGUCAUCACCAGCGUCGUCCAGCAUCAUGGCUGGGGUAUCAUCCCGCAGCAGAUUCUGCCUCCUCUCAUGGCGAACGUGAGCGUCGGUGCUGUCCUAUAUACCAGCUACCUGCAGAUACUGGGCCUACUCCACGAGGAGAGCGGCAGGGCCAGCAAGCGUGCAUAUCCUCCGCCAGACCCAAAGCACACGUUUGCUGCAGGAUUCCUGGCCGGAAGCAUCCAGAGCGUCGUCGCCGCGCCGCUGGACGCAAUCCAGGCAAGGUUUGACCACCGCGACAUCAUGCCUGCAGACGCAAAGGGCCGCCCAAAGAGCAUGUGGAGCUUCAGUGCAGAGAAACUGCGCGAGAUUGGCCUCCGCGGCAUCUUUGCCGGCUGGGGAUUAAGCUUCCUCAAGGACGGGUUGGGAAAUGCCAUCUUCUUUAGCACAUUUGAGUACCUCAAGGCGCAGGGCUACUAUGGUUUCGUGACCUGGUAUUACGGUGGGCUGAGCGAAGACAUUGUUGACCUGUUGGCCUUGAAGCGAUCUCUCCCCCGGGACAAGCGGGCGAGGACCAAUGCCAGUGGGGACGUCGAAGGCGGCGAGCAGCCCAAGGUCAUCCGGCCUCACUAUGCCAUAGAGCCUGCCUUUCUGCUCCUCGCCGGCAUUGGUGCUUCCUUUGCUCAGCAGCUUGUAUUGCAUCCACUCACGCACGUUCAAGUGCGGCAUUGGGACCAUUUGGAAGAACUCGACGACAAGGCUGCGCGGCUUCGUGCUUCGGCCGUCGCCAAUCCGGACAAGCCGCGUCAUCGAUGGCGGAUGUUGAGGGCUUACUACCGUGCCUACCGGGAGACCUGGGCCCAGUGUACAGCCGAGGCGAGUGCAGAGCGUCUGGGAACAACACGUUGGCUCUACCGAGGGUUCUGGUGGAACACGAUACGACAGGUACCCAGUACGAGUGCAGGGCUCAUUAUAUUCGAGCUCGUGCGGCGGAAGUACGGAUUGGGAAGUGAUGAAGUCAGGAUUACACGAGAUGGUUAUGAUAUUCUCCUCAGAUAG